AUGGUGGAAGUUAGUGGGCACAUAGCUACUCGGACAGUGACGAUGAAGGAAUUAGAUGUCUCAUGGAAAACGAAGAAAAGCUUCUUUCGCAUCCUUUCAUCACAAAGUACAAGGAUACAAAGAUGGAGGACUUGGCUGCAUUUGUUCGGAACAUUGUUGACUAGCUUUGCUGGCAAAGAAUAUGUUGGCCCGAAUGAGAUCUUCGCAAGUUUGACGGAUUUAAGGAGUACAUUGGCUGGAGAUUGGCCUCCAGAGAAGCUAGUGCAUGUUGUGGAAAAGCUUCAGUGCAAAGGUCAUGGGCAAGAUGGAAUUGCAAUCCGUGCAUCUGGGUCAUUUAUAAUUGGUAAUCAGUUUCUCAUUUGUGGGGAUGGAGUACAAGCUGAGGGCUUGCCCAAUUUCAAAGAUCAAUCUUUUGAUUUAGAAAGUAGGAAGGUUUAA
Messenger RNA from Impatiens glandulifera, 438 nucleotides. Its product is annotated as mitogen-activated protein kinase kinase 3-like. The record is from RefSeq and is a predicted model, not a curated record. Lineage: Eukaryota; Viridiplantae; Streptophyta; Magnoliopsida; Ericales; Balsaminaceae. The coding region runs from base 1 to 438 and encodes 145 amino acids. The transcript has 2 exons.